AUGCUCACCAAGACCAUUCUGGGCGCUACUGCGCUGCUUGCGGGUGUUGCGACGGCGGAAACGGCACCUGGGUUUCCCAUUCAGGUUUCCCAGAACUUGACGGUCACGUAUGGGAAUAAUACCGUGUCGCCUGGUGGAGAGCUGAUUCCUCGUCCUGAAACCGCACAACGCCCUACCAUCUCUUCUUCAGUAUGGUUCAGCGACGAGCGAGGCCCCGGCCAAUGCGUCCUCCUCAUGGUUGACCUCGACGUACCCCGUAACAACUCGCGUGUCCAACUAAUCCAUUGGAUCGCCGCAAAUGUCACACGCUCCGUUCCCCUCUCGGCCAACACAACAGAGUCGCCGCUCGUAAUCCCUUCAGAUAACCCUGUUCCCUAUCUCCAGCCCUCACCUCCUGUCGGCGAUAUCCCACACAGCUACACGUUCAUCCUGAUGCAACAGCCACGCAACUUCAGCAUACCCUCCAUGUACGACGACUUGGCGGAUAACAGGGUGGGUUUCAACGUCAGCCAGUUUGCGGCCGAUGCGAACCUCACAGGUGGAGUAGCGGCGAGCUGGAUUACGGUACAGAACCUUACCGAGACGCCGACAAACACAAGCUUCCCACCCCCGAGGCCGAGUCCAAUGGGAGAUGGUUCGGACACCGGUAGUCCGGCUUCAGGUGAUGCGAGUGGCAUGACUGGCGGCAGAACCUUCUGGACGGCGAUUAGCACUACAGCGAUGGCUGUUGUGUUUGCUAUCGCUUUGUAA
Alternaria atra is the source of this 750-nucleotide messenger RNA. RefSeq lists its product as uncharacterized. The transcript has 2 exons. The record is from RefSeq and is a predicted model, not a curated record. Gene Ontology annotation, biological process: regulation of Ras protein signal transduction; regulation of proteolysis. NCBI's taxonomy places the organism in Eukaryota, Fungi, Ascomycota, Dothideomycetes, Pleosporales, Pleosporaceae. The coding region runs from base 1 to 750 and encodes 249 amino acids. Gene Ontology annotation, molecular function: phospholipid binding; peptidase inhibitor activity.